ACACACAGCUCACUUGUUCAUCCACUACUUUGCAUUCAAAUGGCAGAGUGAACACCCCUUCUUUUGAGCCAAGAAUCCACUGCCUCUCUUUAGUCAACCUUCAUACAUUUGGUGCUGAAGUUCAUCCCAGACAGGCCUGAGCUUUCCACGUCUGAUACCAGCCUAUAAACUCGUCACCGUGCGUCUUCCUCUGCGCGUAACCCAAGGAAACUCUACCCACGGGCGAGCGUUAAACCCAACACCAGCUCCGCUAAAUUAAUUCCGCUUUUUUUGUUUUACGUUUAAACAAACACUUAGUGUCAGAGGCCACCUCGUCACACACGCUGAUAUCCAGGUCAAUUCGAGGGUCAUGUGAUCUCUCUGAGUCCCGCACCGCCAGGGGGGAGGUGGAUCUGUUGGGAUUAGCCUCCACAGUCAACAAACCGGUCACACACACACACACACACACACACACACAACACUCACUGAUGGCUACAGGCUGCAAACACCAGACCACCAGCAGGUAAGAAAUCCUACUUCUGUUUUUAUUGAGAUUCUCAGUUGAUAUGAACACGCACUUGAGCUGGCGGUUAAAGCAAAAGAGGAGCACGUGUGCAGUGUCAUUCAGAGCAGCAAGCUGUCAAGGAUGAUCUCCUGAUCCCCUUUGAAUGGGUUUGACUCAAGUCAAUCUAGAGUCAGUGUUGCAGCCCUUUACCCUCAGUGUGAUAAUCAGCAAGGCAUAUUUUUCCACAAACUGUUCACAUCCUUCCCUCUCUCAGGUAGAGAGGUGUUACUUUUGGCCAACCGCUGUUCAUUUUCCCCAUUACUAUUCUAUUCAUAGAUCAGGCUAAGAAAAAGCCCAUGGGAUAGGAUUACUUCUCAGAGUGCACGCUUGGUGUGGAGAAGGGACUUGCCACCAGCUGAUUUCCUGCAUCAUGUAACUUGGUCAAAUGCUGUCUCUCAUUUGGUGUGUGAUGGUGGCACAUAGAGUAGUGUGAUGUGCUGGGAGCUGCAAGGUUGGUGGUUUGAAUCCCAACUGCCCCAUGUGCCGUGUCGAAGUGUCCCUGAGCAAGUCACCCAACCCCUAACUGCUCCCCAGGCAAAAAUGUAACGCAUGGGUUAUAAUGCAAUGUAAGUCGCUUUGGAUAAAAGCGUCAGCUUAAUGAUGUAAUUGAAUGUGUUGAUAUGGUUACAUCUCCUCCAUGUACAGCUACUGACUGCCAUGCAAUGUGUUUUGAUACCUCUCUUACCUGCUGUUUAUUUAAAAGCAUUGCGUGACACAUACAUCAGAGACCCUUCAUCGGCUCACCAUGGCAUCCAUGGAGGAGGAGCUCACCUGCUCUGUGUGCCGGGACUCCUUCAGCCAAGCCCACCCCCUGCCCUGCGGACACAGCUUCUGUCCCGCCUGCAUCCGCGAGGCCUGGGGCGGCAAGGGCAAGGGCAAAGGUCGCUUUACCUGCCCCCAGUGUCAGGAGGAGCACGGCGAGGUGCUGUGUGACUGCUGCCCUCCCGCCGCCGAUAACGGACAACCCCCGUCGGCUGUCAAGACCUGCCUGAGGUGUGAGGUGUCCUUGUGUGCCGCGCACCUCCGGCCCCACCUGGAGAGGCCGGCGUUCAGCAAUCACCUGUUGGUGGACCCGCUCGGGGACCUCUCCCAGCGAAGGUGCCCGACACACACAGAGAUACUGCGUUACUACUGCGCCGACGACAGGAUGUAUGUGUGCGGUGACUGUCUGCUGGACGGAGCCCAUGCUGAGCACAAAGUUAAGGCGCUGAGGCAGGUGGAGGAGGACCUGAAGGUCAUACUCCAGACCCUGCUCAGCAAAGCAAAGGAGAAGCUGAAAGAUGGAGAGCGAAUCCUCCAAGAGCACGAGAGUUUCGAUUCCAACAUGGCUGACGCGCUGAAGCAGGACAACACCCAGGUGGAGCGGCUGGGCUUGGACCUGCAGGUCCAGGUGAUGAGGCUGGUGAUCGCCCUGAGGGAGAUCACCAGGAGGGAGAGACAGCAGGUCGUAGAGCGCGUGCACGAAGACUGCUCCAAGGUGCGAAGCGAGAUGAGCCAGGCGCUGAGCAUCCAGCACUACCUGGCCUCGCUGCUGGCAGAGACGGACCCUUUCCUGCUCAUCUGGGCCUUUCAAUCCGAUGACACAAAGUUAGUAGCCGAUCUGAACAACCCACCCUUCAUCCCCGACCCCGUCAGUCUGGACAGGAAACACAUCUUGGAGGACAUAGAGAGCAAGUAUCGAGAUUUCAUCACCGGCACCCUGCGUUGCCUCAGUGAACUCAAGAGGGAGCUCUUAAGCAGUCCCCUGACCCUGGACACUAACACAGCCCAUCCUCUGGUGAGCAUCUCUGAGGACCUUCGCUCGGCGGCGCGGGUCAAAAGCCGCCUGCCCUACGGCGCCCACCCCGAACGGUUUGACCAUUGGCCGCAGGUCCUCACCGCCCAGACCAUCACCUCUGGGACUCACUACUGGGAGCUGGAGGCUCAGGGGUUCUGGGAUAUUGGCAUCUGCUAUCGAAGUAUUGGACGGAAGGGGAAAGAGGGCAAUGCUUUUGGGAACAACAAGGUGUCAUGGAGCUUGACGCAGCAGCAUGACAGGAGGCUGGCCGCCUGGCACAACCGCAGGAAGACCCGCCUCGCGUGCCAAAUGACUGGCAACCGAGUUGGCGUCGCCGUGGACUACGCCGCAGGUACCAUCACCUUCUCCGAGGUGGGGCCGUCGAACAACCUGAGCCACCUCCACACUUUCUCCGCCACGUUCACUCAGCCGCUGUGCUUGGGCUUCGGACUCUACAAAGCUGAGCUCAACAGUCACAUCUCUAUCGCCAAAGUCUGAGGAAGAGAAAAGGACCCUGACAAGCGCUGUGCUGGUUUAACUUAGAUUAAGCAGUGUCAAGACAAAGUGCUGUCGAUUGGUUACUCGACUCGAAAUCACACAACCUGCAACUUUGAGCCUCUGACGUUUUUCUCCUCUUACAUCUCCUCAUCUUCCUCCAUAAAGUGACAAAACCAUAUUUCCUAAAACUGUAAUCAAGUCAUAUUGGCAUGGAGAUAUGGAGAUAUCCGAGAAUAGCACAUUCACUGAGCAAAUAUGACUCGAUCCUAGCUGGACAGCCAAUGAAAAAGCUCCUUUGAAAAAGAACAAAAAUAUGUUUUGGUAACACAAUUGCUAGAUUGUUGUUCAUGUGCUUUUCAUUCCACAAAACUGCAGAUGAUUGUUGUGAUAACAAUGCUGAAGAAAGGAGUAAUAAACUGUGUGGGUUACUGGACACUAACUCUUCCCAUCCUUUGCUUAAGCAUCUCACACCUGAUGAUAGAGAUCAGGUGUCCCUU
Molecule: messenger RNA, 3316 nt
Organism: Pungitius pungitius (ninespine stickleback)
Lineage: Eukaryota; Metazoa; Chordata; Actinopteri; Perciformes; Gasterosteidae
Gene: trim110
Product: tripartite motif containing 110
Exons: 8
Coding region: 1290-2819 (509 amino acids)
Molecular function (GO): protein binding; zinc ion binding
Source: RefSeq, a predicted model, not a curated record